This is a messenger RNA of Nannospalax galili (Upper Galilee mountains blind mole rat), 5739 nucleotides long. RefSeq names its product spondin 1 (gene Spon1). The transcript is spliced from 16 exons. Gene Ontology annotation, biological process: cell adhesion. Gene Ontology annotation, cellular component: extracellular matrix. The record is from RefSeq and is a predicted model, not a curated record. The coding region runs from base 448 to 3354 and encodes 968 amino acids. NCBI's taxonomy places the organism in Eukaryota, Metazoa, Chordata, Mammalia, Rodentia, Spalacidae.
CUUCAGCGCUGCUUGACUUUCCUACAGCAGUGGACAGUUUUGUGUAGGCCCCUGCCUUCAUAAAACAAUAUGAAACAUCGCAUUAAUGACUGUGUAGAUAUAAAGUUGAAUAUGCUAAUAUUAUAUAGCAAAACAUUUUCUUCGACAUACAUUUCCCCUUCUGCUUUUAAAGAAAAUAUUUUUAGAGAUCUCCAAAAGUGUUGUGGCCCAAGGCACUGUGCCAGAGCCCAGGGGUAAGUAGCUGGUCUCCUUGCUGGAUCUCCCGUCUGACAGAUUAUAAAGUGGGCUUAGAAAAAGCAAUGGAGCAAGCGAGUCAGGGCAGGGUGGCCUGCUGUUGCCUGCUCGGUGAAAGUCAGGUGGUACUUAUUGUGUGGGGCGAUAGCGCACAGGAUAAACUGAUGCGGAGUGCAAACCUUACAGCGCAACCAGGCACAGAGUGUGUGCGCAAUGAAAGUUAGUUGGCAGGUUUUCCCUCCUCCGAGAGCACUGCGGUCCACAGGAUCCAAGGUGUACCCGGGGCUGGAGAACCAGGCUGGUUGGUCCUGGGAUAGAGCCUGCACUUGUCCGCGUAUCCGGUGCUUUCUCCCACCAGACCCUGGGAAUCUAGCGUCGCAAAAUAAACAUCACCGCGCUGCUAAUCGGCAGCUCGGAAACAAAACAGCGCUGCUCUGGGGGAUCUGGGCGCAAUCCGCCCUCCCUCCUCCCGCUCCUUCGCCGCCCGCCCCUCCUCGCGCGGCUCUGCUCGCUCUGCUCUGCUCUCAGCGCAGCGCAGCUCCGCAGCCGCCAAAGCGAGGCGGCACGGUCUCCCCUCCGCCAACGCCGCUCCGGCUCCAGUCCUCCAGGUCUCGCCUCCACCGCCUGCAUUAUUCCGGGCAGGGGUGGCUUGGCGGGGGUCGGCCACAGCUGCACAAAGUUGGGGGGCCCGCGAGGAUGAGGCUGUCGCCCGCGCCCCUGAGGCUAAGCCGGUGUCCGGCGCUGCUGAUCCUGGCGCUGCCCCUGGCCGCGACGCUGGCCUUCUCCGACGAGACCCUGGACAAAGUGUCCAAGUCCGAGGGCUACUGCAGCCGCAUCUUGCGCGCCCAGGGCACGCGGCGAGAGGGCUACACCGAGUUCAGCCUCCGCGUGGAAGGCGACCCUGACUUCUACAAGCCGGGAAGCAGCUACCGCGUGACCCUUUCAGCUGCUCCUCCCUCCUACUUCAGAGGCUUCACACUAAUUGCCCUUAAAGAGAACCGAGAGGGAGAUAAGGAAGAGGAUCAUGCUGGAAGCUUCCAGAUUAUAGAUGAAGAAGAAACACAGUUUAUGAGUAACUGCCCUGUUGCGGUCACUGAAAGCACCCCUCGGAGGAGGACUCGGAUCCAGGUGUUUUGGAUAGCGCCACCAGCGGGGACAGGCUGUGUGACUCUGAAGGCCAGCAUCGUCCAGAAACGCAUUAUUUAUUUUCAAGAUGAGGGCUCUCUGACCAAGAAGCUGUGUGAACAAGAUCCCACACUCGACGGGGUGACAGACAGACCAAUCUUAGACUGUUGUGCCUGUGGAACUGCCAAGUACAGGCUCACAUUUUACGGGAACUGGUCCGAGAAGACUCACCCCAAGGAUUACCCUCGUCGAGCUAAUCACUGGUCUGCCAUCAUCGGUGGAUCCCACUCCAAGAACUACGUGCUGUGGGAGUACGGAGGAUAUGCCAGCGAAGGCGUCAAGCAAGUUGCAGAAUUGGGCUCACCAGUGAAAAUGGAGGAAGAAAUUCGACAACAGAGUGAUGAGGUCCUCACUGUCAUCAAAGCCAAAGCCCAGUGGCCUGCCUGGCAGCCUCUCAAUGUGAGAGCAGCACCCUCAGCUGAAUUUUCAGUAGACAGAACUCGCCAUUUAAUGUCCUUCUUGACCAUGAUGGGCCCCAGUCCCGACUGGAAUGUGGGCUUAUCUGCAGAAGAUCUCUGUACCAAGGAGUGUGGCUGGGUCCAGAAGGUGGUGCAAGACUUGAUUCCCUGGGAUGCCGGCACUGACAGUGGAGUGACCUAUGAGUCACCAAACAAGCCCACAAUUCCUCAGGAAAAAAUUCGGCCCCUGACCAGUCUGGAUCAUCCUCAGAGUCCGUUCUAUGAUCCAGAAGGCGGGUCCAUCACUCAAGUGGCCAGAGUUGUGAUCGAGAGAAUCGCCCGGAAGGGAGAACAAUGCAACAUUGUACCAGACAAUGUCGACGACAUAGUAGCUGAUCUGGCUCCAGAAGAGAAAGAUGAAGAUGAUACCCCUGAAACCUGCAUCUACUCCAACUGGUCCCCGUGGUCGGCCUGCAGCUCCUCUACUUGUGAAAAAGGCAAGAGGAUGCGACAGCGCAUGCUGAAGGCGCAGCUGGACCUCAGUGUCCCCUGUCCUGACACCCAGGACUUCCAGCCCUGCAUGGGCCCUGGCUGCAGUGAUGAAGAUGGCUCCACCUGCACCAUGUCAGAGUGGAUCACCUGGUCACCCUGCAGCAUCUCCUGUGGCAUGGGCAUGCGGUCCCGGGAGAGGUACGUGAAGCAGUUUCCAGAGGAUGGCUCAGUGUGCACGCUGCCCACCGAAGAGACGGAGAAAUGCACCGUCAACGAGGAGUGCUCUCCCAGCAGCUGCCUGAUGACCGAGUGGGGCGAAUGGGACGAGUGCAGCGCCACCUGCGGCAUGGGCAUGAAGAAGCGGCACCGCGUGGUCAAGAUGAGCCCUGCAGACGGCUCCCUGUGCAAGGCAGAGACGUCCCAGGCGGAGAAGUGCAUGAUGCCCGAGUGCCACACCAUCCCAUGCUUGCUGUCUCCGUGGUCCGAGUGGAGUGACUGCAGCGUGACCUGUGGGAAGGGCAUGCGGACCCGCCAGCGGAUGCUCAAGUCUCUGGCAGAGCUGGGAGACUGUAAUGAGGAACUGGAUCAGGUGGAGAAAUGCAUGCUGCCCGAGUGCCCCAUUGACUGUGAACUCACCGAGUGGUCCCAGUGGUCAGAAUGUAACAAGUCAUGUGGAAAAGGCCACAUGAUUCGAACCCGAACAAUCCAAAUGGAGCCUCAGUUUGGAGGUGCCCCCUGCCCAGAGACUGUGCAACGCAAAAAGUGUCGUGUCCGGAAAUGCUUUCGCAACCCAUCAGUGCAGAAGCUGCGCUGGAGGGAAGCCCGAGAGAGCCGAAGGAGCGAGCAACUGAAGGAAGAGUCGGAUGGGGAGCAGUUCCCAGGCUGCCGGAUGCGCCCAUGGACGGCCUGGUCAGAAUGCACCAAGCUCUGUGGAGGCGGGAUUCAGGAGCGCUACAUGACUGUGAAGAAGAGGUUCAAAAGCCCCCAGUUUACCAGCUGCAAAGACAAGAGAGAAAUCAGAGCGUGCAACGUGCACCCUUGUUAGCAGGGGUAUAGUUCCCCAGGCUGCAUUCCAGAGUCUAGUCCCCAACGGCUGGGUGGUUGGUUUGCUUGUUUAAGACAAUUUAAACUGUGUCCACUAGUUUUCAUUUUUACAGUGUGGUUUGCCCAAUAGUCUUAUGGAUGCCAGAGACAUCCUGCCUGAGUACUUCUUGUGGGUACAGGCUGAGGGGGACUCCCUCGUUCUCAGCCGGCCCUCUUCCUGUUCCGAAAUGAGUAGUGUCAGUCACCUUGUACUAAACUGGUGUGUCCCAGUGGAGAAUCCCCUUGGCUAAGCGGAACAGAGACCCUGGCCACCUGCACAGGAAAAGGCAGCUCCGUGCUAGGGCAGCAGACAGGGACACGCUCUUCAAAUGCGCAGACCAGAUUCCCCUCUUUGUCAUCUUCGGCUGGUUCAUUCUUGCAGAAAACUGUUUCUCCACCUCUUUCCAUUUAGCACAACUCUAGGUCUCUUGAACAUCUCCUUAGGUAUAAGUUCUUGGGGAAAACAGUCCACCUGCCAAGGAGCACUGAUGUUGGGUGGCUUUGAUUCUUACACUAAGAAACUCUGGCUACUUUUAUCUCACUUCCAAAUACUGGUUCCUAAUACCCAAAAGGAUGACAGUGAUGAUGGCUGUUUUAUUCAAAUCUAAGGUAACAGUUCUUGAAGCAGCAUAGAUAAAGGAAACUAAGUGUAAAAAAAGUUCCUUUGUGUUUUCUGUUUGUUUUUGUUUUCUUUUAUCCUGCCAUAAUUUUUGGUGCCAUAAUUCUCCUAGGAGGCUAGACUUAUAAGCCUAUAAGGAUCUUUUGAUAACAGAUCCUUAUUAGAUCCAAUACCCAGGCAUCAAAAUUGGCCUACUAAUUCCAAACCUGACUUUUAAAAUCUUCCUACAUGUAUCCAGACCUUUUAGGUUUUCCAAUGUUUCUUAGAAGAAGGCAUUUUAUCUCUGAGAACUAUUUGCUAAUCUGCUCCAAGGUCCCCAAGUCAAUUCCUCAACACAAACACUAUCACUCUACUUAAAAGUUAUGUUUUAGUCAUAAAAUUUUUGGUUUAGAGAGACAACAUAUUUCAAUGACUAAGACAAAAUCUAGGAUAAAGCAUUUUGAAUUAAACCCUGCCUGCUGCUUUCUGGACCAGGAUCCCAGUCCGCACAGGCAACCAGCAAUUUCCACUUACUUCCAAACCAGUAGCAGUAUUCCAAAUUCAUGGAGCUUAGCUAAUGGCCAACAAUUAGAGUAAAGGUAUUUGUCUCUGUUGUGAGUCCAUCAGCAGGUUUUGCUCAUGCAUUUAUUGUUAAAAACCACUGUUACAUUUGUUUUGCAGGUCUUAUUUUUUAUUACUGCUUAAUCCAAAUACACACUGUGGGUGAGAUGCAUAUAGCGCUUUGAAUAUACUAUUUUAAGAAACUGCAUUAAACACGUCAGACUAUUUCUAACCACAACUAUGCUACAAUCCUGAAUAUGUAUUUUCCUUAACACAAGAGAGCCUGUUGAAUAAAAACAUGUCACUGGGUCUGUCUUUUGUUUUUAAGCUAAUUAAGCGGUCAGAUGGUGGGGUCUUUUUACUGUUGUCACCUAAUGCACCUCAACCAUUUUCAGGAAAAGAUGGGGAUUCUGCUCCCUCAUUCUGGAGGGGCUGUUAGUACCACAUCCCUUGGUCAUUUGAAGCUUGGGUUAUUUCUAAAAUUAUUGUUAAGUCUUUCAAUGAGUUGCUUUCUCCCCUCCAAGGAAGAUACUAUAAAGAAACGCGAGGCUUACAUUUCCACUUAGACCAAAAAAGGAAAGUGCUGACAGAAUCUGCUCGGCCCACUUCUGCAGCACCCUCGGAGUGAUCUGACAGAAACAUACCCUCAACCCCAGAAAAUCAAAGUUCCGUAAGACAGUGACAACCUUGGCUAGAGUCUCUCUCUCUUACCUGGUCCCAGUGGGGUAUAAUUUUAACUAGACUUGGGAGACUUAAAAGCCAGAUAACUGGCCAGAGGCUGUGCUUCCUCCAUCACUGAAGCUCACUGUGCUGUUUGCGAUGGGGAAUUUGUGUCAAAUCUCUUACCAAAGUCUUGUGUUAGAUGAUCUAGUUUUUUCUGCUAACCAAUCAUUUUGGAAAUAAAAGCUUUUUACUACAAAAUUACAAUCUGUUUGGACUUCCACUUGAGAUAGUAAAGAGACUAUAAGAAAAUAAUUGCCAUACACAGCUAUACUUGUAUCUAUUUUUAUCAAUGCCAAAUCAGUUGUAAUCUAAUUUACACCCACAUUCUAAGAAGUUCCAAGCUCCAAUCAGACACUGGGUCACUAACCUGUCACCUUGCCAAUGUGUUUUAUUUUAAGGAAAUCUGCUGUAGUAAAUAAGAAUAAAGCCUGGGCUUCUUUAGACCCAGAACUGAAAACAUUAAAA